AUGACGCUCUCGGGGCCAGCGAGGGCGUGGUUUAAUAACCUUGAGGCUGGAAGUAUCAGCAGUUUUGGAGAUCUGGCCACUCGCUUCAUCAGCCGGUUUAUUGCCGGGGUGCCUGCGGAUAGAAAGACGAGCUACCUGGAAACAAUCAAGCAGAAAAGAGACGAAUCGCUCAGGGAGUACGUCGCUCGUUUCAAUACGGAGGCUCUGCAAAUUUCCGAGCUCGAUGAGGGAAGGGCGGUGGAGGCCAUGCAGAAGGGAACGACCUCUGCUGAGUUCUUCGGCUCACUAAGCAGGAAGCCUCCGACCUCACUAGCCGAGCUGAUGCAGAGGGCUAAAAAGUAUAUAAGGCAGGAUGAUGCCUUAGUGACAAGCCGAUUCGCCAAGGGGGCGGUAGGUAAGGAGAAAGCCCCGGAGGAAAGGAGGCCGAAGAAGCAUGAGAGGAAACAUGGCAAAAGGCCUGAGCCUUACAGACAAUCCUUGGAACGAAGGGACCAAAGACCUCUUCCUCCUCGGAUCGCAGAACAAAGGCCACUCCCUCCGUGGGUCCCAGAGAAGCCGACCCCACUUAACGCUUCUAGAGCCGAAGUACUCCUGGCCGUCCAAGACAAAGAAUUCGUAGAGUGGCCCAGACCCCUGAGAACAGAAGCCGACCAGCGAAAUCCUGACAAAUACUGUCAGUUUCAUCGAGGUCGGAUGAGUCGUAGAGGAAAGAAGAGGAGUCGAGAGGGAGAAAGCAGUGGCGCCGAGGUCAUGCAGGUCGUCGAACACUCUCCAGUGGCCAUCACUUUCUCUCCGGAGGAUGCUCAAGGUGUUCAAAUGCCCCAUGACGAUGCCCUUGUCAUUGAAGCUGUCAUCCACAACUAUCAGGUGAAGAAAAUCCUAGUGGAUGAUGGGAGUAAGGUCAACCUGCUACCCUACUGGGUCUUCCAGCAGAUGGGAAUCCCUGAAGAACAGUUGGUCCAGGAUCAGGCACCGGUCAAAGGAGUCGGAGGAGUCCCAGUACCUGUAGAAGGGAAGGUGAAGCUGGCUCUCACCCUAGGAGAGGCACUGAGGACUCGCACUCAUUAUGCGGUGUUCCUGGUAGUCAAACUUCCUCUAAGCUACAACGCGAUCCUGGGAAGACCUGCGCUGUUUGACUUUGAGGCCGUCACCAGAACAUAUAGGAGGAUAAAUGAGGGCAAAGGACUGUGCUCACAGCUCGAGUCAGUUUGCCAUGAACAAACAUUUAGCAAAAAUAACCCAACAAGAAGGAAAACGACAAAGGCCGACCUCCCCGAUCCAGUGGAGCACGCAGAUUACGUUGCACCGCCUGACGAAAGGUCACCUCGAGGAGGACCAGACAGCCGAGCUCACAACCAGAAAAGCAAAGUAAAAUCGCCUAAAAGGAAGCCGUACAAGUACAAAUAA
Molecule: messenger RNA, 1407 nt
Organism: Manihot esculenta (cassava)
Lineage: Eukaryota; Viridiplantae; Streptophyta; Magnoliopsida; Malpighiales; Euphorbiaceae
Exons: 3
Coding region: 1-1407 (468 amino acids)
Source: RefSeq, a predicted model, not a curated record